AUGGAGACACCUCGUCGUAAACCGUCGCCACCUCCUCCACGAUUGAGUAAACUCAACGCUUCUAAAUCCGAUGGCACUUCUUCCUCUUCCUCCAUCCCAAACACUCGUUCUCCUCAGACAGUUAACUCAAAGCCUGCUCGGACUUCUAGACUUCCUACACCCGAAAAAGUGCCAUCACGGUCAGUAAAAGAUUCGGAGCUGACUAAAAUUCAGGAGGAUUUGAAGAAAGCUGAGGAGCAAAUAGCAUUGCUCAAUAAAGACAAAGCUAAAGCCGUAGAUGAUCUUAAAGAAGCCAAUGAGAAACUCAGAGAGGCAUUGGCAGCUCAGAAACAAGCUGGGGAGAGUUUCCAGGUCGAGAAACUCCGAGCUGUUGAAGCUGUUCAAGAAAAGGAAGAAACGUCGAGGAAUGAGCUAGAGUCUAUCAGGAACCAGCAUGCGUUGGACAUGUCAGCUCUCCUCUCUACCACAGAAGAACUCGAGAGGAUUAAACAUGAACUGGCUGUUACUAAAACUAAGGCGGUAAGCAAUGCAGAGGAAGCCACCAAGAUUGCUGAAAUCCAGGCUGAGAAGGUUGAGAUUCUUUCUUCUGAAUUGGUCCGGUUAAAGGCAUAUCUCAGUUCAAAGGAAGAGAAGGAAGCUAUUGAAGGUAAUGAGGUCGUUUCUGAACUCAAGUCUGAAAUUGAAAUGUUGAGAAAGGAGCUUGAUAAGGUUAGCAUCAUUGAGACUAGGAUGAAAGAGAAAGAAGGAUCUAUUGAGAAGCUGAACUUUGAUCUAGAGGCUGCUAAAAUGGCUGAGUCUUCUGCUAAUAUUUUAGCAGAAGAAUGGAAGAAGAAGGUUCAUGAACUUGAAAAGCAAAUUGAAGAAUCAAAUCGAUCUGCUUCAGAGUCUAUGGAAGCUGCUAAAGCUGCUGAAUCUUCUGCUAAUAUUUUAGCAGAAGAAUGGAAGAAGAAGGCUCACGAACUUGAAAAACAACUUGAAGAAUCAAAUAGAUCUGCUUCAGAGUUUAUGGAAGCUGCUAAAACUGCUGAAUCUUCUGCUAAUAUUUUAGCAGAAGAAUGGAAGUACAAGGUUCAUGAACUUGAAAAACAACUUGAAGAAUCAAAUAGAUCUGCUUCAGAGUCUAUGGAAGCUGCUAAAACUGCUGAGUCUUCUGCUAAUAUUUUAGCAGAAGAAUGGAAGAAGAAGGUUCAUGAACUUGAAAAGAAACUUGAAGAAUCAAAUAGAUCUGCGUUAGAGUCUAUGGAAGCCGCUAAAACUGCUGAAUCUUCUGCUAAUAUUUUAGCAGAAGAAUGGAAGAAGAAGGUUCAUGAACUUGAAAAGCAACUUGAAGAAUCAAAUAGAUCUGCUUUAGAGUCUAUGGAAGCUGCUAAAACUGCUGAAUCUUCUGCUAAUAUUUUAGCAGAAGGAUGGAAGAAGAAGGUUCAUGAACUUGAAAAGCAACUUGAAGAAUCAAACAGAUCUGCUUCAGAGUCUAUGGACUCUUUUAUGAAGCAGCUGGCUGAAUGUAAUCAGGUGCUGCAUGAGACGAGGUCAGACAAUGCUGCACAAAAAGAAAAGAUUGAAGAUCUAGAGAGAACAAUUGAAGCGCAGAGAAAAGAUCUUGAGGAAUAUGGACGACAAGUUUGCAUAGCAAAGGAAGAAGCUUCUAAGAUGGAAAAGGUUGUUGAAUCAAUUAAAUCUGAGCUUGAGAUCUCUCAAGAAGAGAAAACAAAAGCAUUGGAAAAUGAAAAGGAACUUUCAGUAGAGUUGGAGCGAUGUAAGAUGGAAGAAGAGACGAGCAAGAAAGAAGUGGAGAGCUUAGCUUUGGCUUUGCAGAAAGCAUCUAAGGAAGCAAAGGAAGCACAUGAGGAGCUCGAGCGCUGUGAAGCCCAAGUUGAAAGUUUGAAGGAGACAAAUGAAAAGUAUGAAAAAAUGCUUGAGGAAGUAAAAACAGAAAAUGCUAGUCUUAAAAGCGAUCUAGAUAGCAAAUUUGAGAACUCUAAGGCCGUGUGGGAACAGAAAGAGCUUCAUUUGAUGGGACUUGUGACGAAAUCAGAAGAGGAAAAUUCGUCUUUGCAUGAAGAAGUAAGCAAGUUGAUGAAUCUGCUCAAAGAAAGCGAAGAAGCCAGUCUCAAAAAGAAUCUCAAGGAAGCUGAGGGGGAGAUAAAGUAUCUACAGGAAACCCUUGGAGAAGCAAAAGCCGAAAGCAUGAAACUGAAAGAGAGCUUGUUGGACAGAGAAGAAGAGUUGGAGAAUGCCGUGGCAGAAAACAAGAGCCUCAGAGAAUGGGAAAGUUCUGUACUCGAGAAAAUGGAUGAGUUAUCAAAGGUUAAAGAAGCCUUAGUUAAUAAAGAAACCAAGCUGUUGAGCAUUACUCAAGAAGCGGAGGAGCUGAAAGGAAGGGAAGCUGCUCAUUUGAGGCAGAUAGAGGAGUUGUCAAUGGCAAAUCAAGAAAGUGAGGAACUAAGAGAAAGUGAAGCUGCUUAUCUUAAAAAGAUUGAGGAGUUAUCAGUGGCCAAUGAGAGCUUGGUUGAUAAGGCAACGGAUCUGCAAAGGCUCAGAGAAAGUGAAGCUGCUUAUCUCAAGAAGAUUGAGGAGUUAUCAGCGGCGAAUGAUAGCUUGGUUGAUAAGGUAACGGAUCUGCAAAGGCUCAGAGAAAGUGAAGCUGCUUAUCUCAAGAAGAUUGAGGAGUUAUCAGCGGCGAAUGAUAGCUUGGUGGAUAAAGAAACAAAACUGCAGUGCAUUGAGCAAGAAGCUGAGGAGCUCAGAGAAAGGGAGUCUGUUCAUCUGAAGAAGAUUGAGGAGUUGUCAAAGGCGAAUAUGAGCUUGGUUGAUAUGCAAAGUAUUAUCCAAGAAAGAGAUGGCUUCAAAGAUAAGGAGGCUGCUUAUCGUAAGAAGAUUGAAGAAUUGUCAGCAGCCAAUGAGCGCUUGAAUAAAAGCCUAGUUGAGAAAGAGACCAAACUGCAGACUGUUCAGGAAAAUGAGGAACUGAGAGAGAGUCUGCGUAUGUUAAAAAGAUUGAGGAGUUGUCAAAAAUGCAUGAAUCCAAACUCCAGGGUUCCAUACAAGAAAGAGAGGAGCUCAAAGAAAGAGAGACUGCUUAUCUCAAGAAGAUUGAGGAGUUGUCAAAGGUGCAAGAGGAUCUUCUUAACAAAGAAAAUGAGCUGCACGAGGAUAGAAGAGUUAUCAAACUUCAAUAAAGGUUUACUCGUGAAAGAAAACGAGUUACAAGCUGUCAUUUGCGAAAAUGAGGAGCUGAAGUCCAAGAAGGUUUCAUCACUCAAGAACAUAGACGAGUUAUCAGAUCUUAAUAAGAGUUUACUUCUUAAAGAAACGGACCUGAAGGCCGCAAUCGCUGAAAACGAGAAGCUCAAGGCUGGAGCAGCCUCUUCCCUUCAGAGAAUUGAAGAGUUGACAAAACUUAAACAGAGUUUGCUUGACAAGCAGAACGAAUUCCGGAGAGUCUUACACGAAAACGAGGAGCUUAAGGCCAAGGAAGCUUCUUCUUUGGAAAAGAUUGAUGAGUUGUUACAUCUUGAGCAAAGUUGGUUUGAUAAAGAAAAUGAGUUUCAAAGAGUUACUCAAGAAAACAAAGAGCUUAAAUCACGUGAUGCUUUAGCAGCAAGGAAAAUAGAGGAGUUGUCGAAGCUUAAAGAGAAUUUAAUUGAUGAAAAGACUACCAUGCAGGAUAACAAUGAGCUAAAGGGCAGGGAAGCUGCCUCUCUUGUGAAAAUGGAGGAAGCUUCUCCUACCAAAGAGAUACCAGUUCUUGGAAAUGGCAUUGACAACGAUUAUGACUUGGUUCAGUUCUCUGAGGUAAAUGAUUCCGGGAGUGAGGAGGAAAAGACAGAGACCGAUGUCAGAGAACAUAAGGUACAAGAAAGUCCAAUGGAAGCAAUUCAUAGAGCAGUUGAUAGUGUUGAAGAAGGAAAAGUAGAGAAAGAGGGUGUGGAGACUGAGUUCAAGAUGUGGGAGAGCUACAAGAUUGAAAGAAGUGAAGUAUCUGCAGAGAGAGAAACAGAGAUCGACUCUGUGGAAGAGGAAGUUGAGUUGAAAACAGAAGAAGGUGGUGAGAACUUGGAUCAGUUCCCUUCAACAGACCACACAGAAGACUCUGGAGAUUUGCUCUUGAAGGAACAACAUAUGAUGAAGAAGAAGAAACCUUUGCUCCGGAAAUUUGGAAACCUGCUUAAAAAGAAGAGUACAAGCUGCAGCAGCAGUAGCAGUCACAAGUAG
Messenger RNA from Eruca vesicaria subsp. sativa (arugula), 4215 nucleotides. The record is from the annotation of a GenBank genome assembly. NCBI's taxonomy places the organism in Eukaryota, Viridiplantae, Streptophyta, Magnoliopsida, Brassicales, Brassicaceae.